UAAUAAAAAUCAAUGUCCUAUAGUCAUACAUUCUCCAAUGGAUUUUUAUUUUGUAAACCCUCAUCCUAAUCCCAAUUUUGGUUACUCUACUCAUAUGAACCAUCAUGUUCCUUCUUCCUCUUCUCAUGAGUUUGUAGUAUCCGAUUAUCUCAUGCUUGAUGAUAUUUGGAUUGAUCAAACACGACAUGAUCAAGAAUCUAGGUCACAAAGUAUUGAAUCAUUAGAGAAAGUAACCUUCGAUGAUGUCAAUCAUGAACUUGAACUCAAUGAUGCAACCUCUAACAACAAUAACAUAAAGUACAAAAAUGGGAGUAUUAAAGGAAAAAAGGGAGAAGUGGGGCCAAAGAUAGCAUUUAGAACAAGAUCAGAGAUUGAGAUUAUGGAUGAUGGAUACAAAUGGAGGAAGUAUGGAAAGAAGUCUGUGAAGAAUAAUCACAAUCUAAGGAACUACUACAAAUGUUCAAGUGUUGGAUGCAAUGUGAAGAAAAGAGUGGAAAGGGAUAGAGAUGACUCAAGCUAUGUGAUAACAACUUAUGAAGGUGUUCACAACCACGACAUUCCAUUUACCUCCUACUGUGGCCAAAUCUCCUUUCAACAUUAUGAUGCAUAAUUAUAAUUAGGCACUUUGGUGCAAACUCACAUCUUAUUUUGAUUGAUUACUACUAGUGUACGUCCAUAUAUAAAUGAGAAAUGAUUUUUUUUACUUAAUAAUGAUUUUUUUUU
This is a messenger RNA of Lathyrus oleraceus (garden pea), 723 nucleotides long. Its product is annotated as probable WRKY transcription factor 51. The coding region runs from base 38 to 610 and encodes 190 amino acids. The transcript is spliced from 3 exons. The record is from RefSeq and is a predicted model, not a curated record. Gene Ontology annotation, molecular function: DNA-binding transcription factor activity; sequence-specific DNA binding. NCBI's taxonomy places the organism in Eukaryota, Viridiplantae, Streptophyta, Magnoliopsida, Fabales, Fabaceae. Gene Ontology annotation, biological process: regulation of DNA-templated transcription.